Messenger RNA from Vanderwaltozyma polyspora DSM 70294, 1536 nucleotides. RefSeq names its product catalase A (gene CTA1). Gene Ontology annotation, molecular function: catalase activity; heme binding. Gene Ontology annotation, cellular component: peroxisome; mitochondrion; cytoplasm. Gene Ontology annotation, biological process: hydrogen peroxide catabolic process; response to hydrogen peroxide. Lineage: Eukaryota; Fungi; Ascomycota; Saccharomycetes; Saccharomycetales; Saccharomycetaceae. The coding region runs from base 1 to 1536 and encodes 511 amino acids. The transcript has a single exon. The record is from RefSeq and is a predicted model, not a curated record.
AUGUCAGGAAGAGGUGCUGAUAAUACUAAUACGUCUGAUGUAAGAUCAGACAGAAUUGUUACCAAUUCUAACGGUCAACCAAUUAAUGAACCUUUUGCUACCCAACGUGUCGGCCAACAUGGUCCAUUGUUGUUACAAGAUUUUAACUUGUUAGAUUCUUUGGCUCAUUUCAACAGAGAAAGAGUCCCUGAAAGAAACCCUCAUGCUCAUGGUUCCGGUGCCUUUGGUUAUUUCGAAGUCACCGAUGAUAUUACAGAUGUCUGUGGUUCGGCAAUGUUCGAUACCAUUGGUAAAAGAACUAGAUGUUUAACAAGAUUCUCUACAGUUGGUGGUGAAAAGGGCUCUGCUGAUUCUGCAAGAGAUCCAAGAGGUUUCGCCACCAAGUUUUAUACUGAAGAAGGUAACUUGGAUUGGGUUUAUAACAACACCCCUGUUUUCUUCAUCAGAGAUCCUUCAAAAUUCCCACAUUUUAUUCAUACCCAAAAGAGAAACCCUCAAACUAAUUUGAAGGAUGCUAAUGCAGCUUGGGAUUUCUGGACUACUCCAGAAAAUCAAGUUGCCAUCCAUCAAGUUAUGAUCUUAUUCAGUGAUCGUGGUACUCCUGCUACUUACAGAAACAUGAACGGUUAUUCCGGUCACACUUACAAGUGGUCUAACAAGAAUGGUGAUUGGUAUUAUGUCCAAGUCCAUUUAAUCACAGACCAAGGUAUUAAGAAUUUGACUAAUGAAGAAGCUACUAAAAUGGGUGGUGAAAACCCAGAUCAUGCCCAACAAGAUUUGUUUGAAAAUAUUCAAAGUGGUAACGCUCCUUCUUGGACUGUUCAUAUUCAAACUAUGACUGAGGAACAAGCUCAAAAAUUAUCAUUUUCUGUCUUCGAUUUGACUAAAGUUUGGCCACACAAGGAUUUCCCAUUGCGUCGUGUCGGUAAAUUAGUUUUGAACGAAAACCCAGAAAACUACUUUGCUCAAAUCGAACAAGCUGCAUUUGCACCAAGUAAUACUGUUCCAUAUCAAGAAGCUUCUGCUGACCCUGUUUUGCAAGCUAGAUUGUUUUCUUAUGCCGAUGCCCAUCGUUACAGAAUUGGUCCAAACUAUCAUCAAGUUCCUGUUAACUGUCCAUACGCAUCUAAAUUCUUCAACCCAGCUAUUAGAGAUGGUCCAAUGACUGUCAACGGUAAUUUGGGUAGUGAACCAAACUAUUUGGCAACUUCUAAGCCAUAUCAAUACAUCCAAAAGGACAAGCCAAUCCAACAACAUCAAGAAGUAUGGAAUGGUCCAGCUGUUCCUUUCCACUGGGCAACUUCUCCAGGUGAUGGUGAUUUUGUUCAAGCACGUGAGUUAUACAAAGUUUUGGGUAGAACCCCUGGUGAACAACAAAAGUUGGCUCAUAACAUUGCUGUCCACGUUUGUUCUGCUACCAAAGAAAUUAGGGAACGUACAUAUGCCUUGUUUGCCCGUGUUGAUGAAGGUUUAGCUGAAGCUAUUAGAUCUGAAUCUGAACAAUGUGCCAACAAUGUUGCCAAAUCUAAAUUUUAA